GAAAAACAAACAGCGAUUGGGCCUCGUUAUCCUGCUCUGGCGCUCACCGUUGCAAUGGUGUACCGCUUUUUGCCUCUGCGACCAUCGAUUAGUUUGGCUUUUCUACUCGCUCAGACACAGCGAAAAGUUUGAAUUUGCUGCCUUCAGCUCAAAUGCAUUAUCUCCGGCUCCUCCAAUCUACCAAAACAUGCAGGCCGUAUAAUUAUGAAGCACCUAAAAAUAAACUGGCUUGACUUCUAAGGAAGUUUAACAGAUGCUGAAAGCAUAUUGUUUCCCUUUGUCUUCUCUGCAAUGACAUGAGUAGCUUAAGAAGGUGUGAGAGAUUCUGUGAUUGUUCUGGCAUCCGUUUCAGGAAAUUAUCAGUUAUUUCUGAGGCCAAACUAGAACUCUUAGAGCUGAAAAAAGUUGUUCACAUUCGCACGGAUGCUGAUGCUUCUCGUAUAUCAAAUUUGCACUAUCUUUUGCAGUUAUAUGCAAAAACAAGAUCAUCCAUGGGAGGAAAGGCAUGCCAUGCUCAGACUAUUCGUGUUGGCUUUGAAAUGGACAUAUCAACAUCAAAUAUGCUGAUCAACAUGUACUCUAAAUGUGCUUUAGUUGACUAUGCUCGCAGAAAAUUCAAUGAAAUGCCAGUGAAAAGCUUAGUUUCAUGGAGCACGAUGAUUGGAGCACUUACCCAAAAUGCAGAGGAGCAGGAAGCUCUCACACUUUUCAUUCAAAUGCAAAGAGAGGGAACCCCAUUCAAUGAGUUUACCAUUUCUAGUGUUCUAUGUGCGUGUGCGUUCAAUUGUGCAAUACUUGAGUGCAUGCAAUUGCAUGCCUUUUCGAUUAAGGCUUCCAUAGAUUCAAAUUGUUUUGUUGGAACUGCUUUACUCGAUAUCUAUGCUAAGUGCUCUUCAAUAAAAGAUGCGAUUCGGAUAUUUGAGAGUAUGCCAGAAAAGAGUGCAGUAACAUGGAGUUCAAUGGUUGCAGGAUUUGUGCAAAACGGGUUUCAUGAGGAGGCCUUGCUGCUGUUUCACAAUGCUCAGUUGGUGGGUAUUGAGCAGGACCCAUUUAUGAUAUCAUCUGCUGUUAGUGCUUGUGCUGGUCAGGCAACUUUGAUCGAAGGGAAGCAAGUGCAUUCCAUGUCAUGUAAGUCUGGAUUCGGUUCAAACAUAUAUGUUGCUUCCUCCCUUAUAGACAUGUAUGCAAAAUGUGGCUGCAUAAGCGAAGCUUACCUUGUAUUCCAAGGUGUGGAGGUGAGAAGCAUUGUUUUAUGGAAUGGAAUGAUUUCUGGGUUUGCUAGACAUGCUCGUGCACUAGAGGCUAUGAUCUUAUUUGAAAAAAUGCAGCAGAGAGGCUUCUUUCCUAAUGAUGUAACAUAUGUAUCUGUACUAAAUGCAUGUAGUCAUAUGGGUUUGCAUGAAGAAGGACAGAAGUAUUUUGACCUCAUGGUCAGACAGCACAAUCUUUCACCCGGUGUCCUUCACUAUGCAUGUAUGAUUGAUAUUCUUGGUCGAGCAGGACUUGUUCACAAGGCUUAUGACUUGAUAGAGGGAAUGCCAUUUGAUGCUACUAUUUCUAUGUGGGGUUCACUGUUAGCCUCUUGUAGAAUUCAUGACAAUAUUGAGUUUGCUGAGAUUGCAGCCAAGCAUCUGUUUGAACUGGAACCAAACAAUGCAGGAAACCACGUAUUGUUAGCAAAUAUAUAUGCAGCAAAUAAAAAGUGGGAAGAAGUUGCAAGAGCAAGGAAGCUUCUCAGAGAGAGUGAACUGAGGAAGGAGAGGGGUACAAGUUGGAUUGAAAUUAAGAAUAAGAUUCACUCAUUUACUGUUGGAGAGAGAAAUCAUCCACAAAUCAAAAGGAUAUAUGCUAAGUUGGAUAAUUUGGUGGAAGAGUUGAAGAAACUGAAUUACAAGGUUGAUAUCAAUCAUGACCUGCACGAUGUGGAAGAGAGCAGAAAACAGAUGCUUUUGAGGCACCACAGUGAGAAACUUGCUAUUACCUUUGGAUUGAUGUGUUUGCCUAGUGAUAUACCAAUAAGGAUUAUGAAAAACCUCAGAAUUUGUGGUGAUUGCCACAAUUUUAUGAAAAUUGUGUCUAAUUAUACAAGCAGGGAGAUUAUUGUUCGAGAUACAAAUCGUUUUCACCACUUUAAGGAUGGCUUCUGUUCUUGUGGAGACUUUUGGUGAACUUCUAAUACAUGUUACUUUUUAUUUACUCCGACUAACGUGAGUUUCCCUUUGUUUCCUGCUUGCUUAAACCAUCUUCAAGUGAGUUUUAGGGAAAGCUUUGGUGAUAAAUAUGACUCAGUAAUCAUUCAUCCAUUUGUUUUAUACGACAUAGGAACCUUUCUCUGAUGCUAAUGGCUGGUUUCAGUCUGUUGUAAAGUACGAAGGGAGAAGUCGGAGUCAGCUUUGGAUAUGAAGGAGGGGAUUUAAGGGAACAGCCGAAGUUAACAGUUAUCUUGUGGCCUCCAAUCUAUGUGUAGUCUAUGGUUGCAAUUGCAAAGGUUCCAAAAUUAGUUAUCUUGUAUUGUUGAGCUUAGCAUGGGUCUGAAUCUCAUUGUACGGGAAUGAAUUUUCAGACUUAUUUAUACCUUGGUUUGAGUUAAAAGAGGGAAAUACUGAGUAGUUUGAUGAACAUCAGUAAUACUACUAGUAAAUACAUUUGACGAAAUAUGUUGCAAAGAUUUCUAAUAAGAAUGAUACCCCGAGUUCUUGUCUGAUAUUAUUUAGAAGACGCUACGGCCUCAGCUGCCUAACCUCUAAAAUUUACGUGAUGUAAAGGUGAAGAACUCUUUGGAUCUAUUAUUACAC
Gastrolobium bilobum is the source of this 2795-nucleotide messenger RNA. Its product is annotated as pentatricopeptide repeat-containing protein At5g04780, mitochondrial. Gene Ontology annotation, molecular function: zinc ion binding; protein binding; RNA binding. The transcript is spliced from 2 exons. Bases 297 to 2168 code for a protein of 623 amino acids. NCBI's taxonomy places the organism in Eukaryota, Viridiplantae, Streptophyta, Magnoliopsida, Fabales, Fabaceae. The record is from RefSeq and is a predicted model, not a curated record. Gene Ontology annotation, biological process: RNA modification.